Messenger RNA from Acanthisitta chloris (rifleman), 840 nucleotides. RefSeq names its product vitamin K-dependent protein S-like. The record is from RefSeq and is a predicted model, not a curated record. The transcript is spliced from 5 exons. Lineage: Eukaryota; Metazoa; Chordata; Aves; Passeriformes; Acanthisittidae. The annotation marks the transcript as partial.
GUUGAAGAACUAGAACACAGCAUCAGUGUGAAAAUAGCUAAAGAAGCUGUGAUGAGUAUUAACAGCCCAGGAACUCUUUUUAAACAGUCACAAGGUUUCUUGGAAACUAAGGUGUACAUUGCAGGAUUACCUCGCAAAGUGGGCAAUUCUCUUGUAAAACAGAUUAAUCCUCGGCUAGAUGGUUGUAUUCGUGCCUGGAACCUGAUGAAUCAGGGACAUUCAGGUGUAAAAGAAGUUAUUCAAGAAAAACAAAGCAAACACUGUUUAGUAGCAGUGGGGAGAGGAUCCUUCUACCCUGGCACUGGAAUGGCAGUAUUUCAGAUAAACUAUAAUAAUCCUGACAGUGCUGAAGACUGGCUAAUAAAUGUGACUAUGACUAUUCGCCCAUCUACAGACACUGGUGUCAUGUUUGCCUUGGUUUCUAACGAAACAGUGCCUCUUGCAUUGUCCAUAGUGGACUCUAACUCCUCUGACUCACAGAAAAUCAUUGUGACUCUUGGAAAAAAUUCUGUUGCACAUCUGGAAUCAAAGAAGUUAUGUACACCCAGAAAAGUGCAGGUUGGACUUCUAGUAACCAAACAGCAACUUGAGCUGUCUGUGGAUUCACAGACAGACAGAAGCAAUUCAGAGCACUUGUCUAUCCUGCAUCAAGCAAUGAUGGGAAGUGUUGUCACCUACUUGGGAGGCGUGCCAGGUGUUCCUCUGGGUGCUACACCAGUAACUGCUUUUUAUAAUGGCUGCAUGGAGGUGAAGGUCAACAACAGACAGCUGGAUCUGGAUGAAGCCAUUUCUAAACACAACGACAUCAGAUCUCACUCAUGCCCACUGAUUAUGCAGUAG